UCUUGUGAGCGUCGCACAAAUUAUACGUCACGCUGAAGCCCUAAUAUCAAUCCUUUCCAUUUUGUUUUGGCAGUAUUAUCAAAAACAAGUAACUCAAUGUUAUGUAUUUAUAGUUGCUUAGUGUUUGCCGCGUCUUAGGGCAGAGGUUAAGAUUUUUUUGUACAUUAAGUUUUUUUUUGUUUAUUUUAUUUUUUAUUUUUUUGCUUUCUGUAAAACAGUGGGUGUUUGCCCUAGCACGUGCGCAGGAAGGGAAUGGAAGAUUUGCCUGCAGAUUUAAGAGAUUUUCUCCAAAAUCAACCUUUCCUCCAGCUCACUGCAGCCAAAAAGAUCAAGUGCACGUUAAACGGCCAUGAGUUUCCAUGCAACCUCGAGGAGCUGCAGAACUUUGUAUCUGGGAAGAAAUUCAAGAAACUUUGUGCUGGAGAGGAAUUUAACUACAGCCAGUAUGAACCUCACCUGGUCCCGAGCACAAAACAGCCAAAUCACCUUUUCUGCAAGCUGACCCUGAGACACAUCAACCGCGUGCCUCAUCACAUCCUCCGGCACGUCGGUGGAAAACGUUACAAGAAAGCUCUAGCACAAUAUGAGGAAUGCAUAAAACAAGGUGUGAAGUUUGUUCCGAUCAGACUCAGGCAUAAAAAGCAAGCCCGAGACACAGAGGAGGGCAUGGAGAGUGCUGGUGAAGGAAGGAGCAAGCACAACCAGAAAGAGAAACAGAAACAGGACAGUGGCAUUUGGGCCCCGAGCUCCAGCGAGGGAGAAGGAAGUGACUCUGAGGACAGCAUGUCAGAUCUUUAUCCAUCCACUCUGUUCACGCUGAAGAAGUCAGAAGGACACGAAGUUAAGGAGGAAGACGACAAUGAAUUCCAGACAGAUGAAGAAGAUAUGGAGGUUUCUGAAACAGAAGAAAAACAAGCAGCGCAGAAACGCAAAAAGGUCCAGCCUGCUGAAUUUAACAAGAAAUUUAAGAAAAACAGAAAAAGAAAAGGUUUUAAGCACAUCAAUAAAGUUAAGAAUGGAAAAUAAUACAUCAUGUUUUCAAUAAAUCUUUGUCUUUC
Messenger RNA from Clarias gariepinus (North African catfish), 1058 nucleotides. RefSeq names its product surfeit 2 (gene surf2). The record is from RefSeq and is a predicted model, not a curated record. Bases 253 to 1026 code for a protein of 257 amino acids. The transcript has 6 exons. NCBI's taxonomy places the organism in Eukaryota, Metazoa, Chordata, Actinopteri, Siluriformes, Clariidae.